This is a messenger RNA of Misgurnus anguillicaudatus (oriental weatherfish), 4202 nucleotides long. RefSeq names its product lamin A (gene lmna). Gene Ontology annotation, biological process: nuclear envelope organization; nuclear migration; heterochromatin formation. Gene Ontology annotation, cellular component: nuclear envelope; nuclear lamina. Lineage: Eukaryota; Metazoa; Chordata; Actinopteri; Cypriniformes; Cobitidae. Gene Ontology annotation, molecular function: structural constituent of cytoskeleton. The record is from RefSeq and is a predicted model, not a curated record.
ACGGAAUGGCCACUAGAGGGCGUUUUACAGACCUUCUGCGCAUUGGCAGAAGAGUCAGGAGGCUAUGGUGGAGCAUGAACGCGCCUUCAAACAUUUCCUGAUUUUGGGAUAGAAGAACCGUGACAGGGUUGAGCGACAGCGUGAGUUUCUGCCAGAGGCUUGGAGCGUAAGUCACACCAGACACUCACUGCAGAGUUUGCUCUGGACACAGAAGCUUUAGGAAGCUUAAAUAACACAAACUAUCAUCGCUUUCAUCAACCAGGGCAGUAGUGCAGCUAUGGAGACCCCAGGUCAAAAACGUACCACCCGUGGAGGGGUGACCAACGUCCUGUCUCCCACCCGCAUUUCACGGCUGCAGGAGAAAGAGGACCUGUCCAACCUGAAUGACCGUCUGGCGGUCUACAUCGAUAAGGUGCGAUUUCUAGAGUCGGAGAACGCAACCUUGCGAAUGCGCAUUACCGAGUCGGAGACGGAGAUCAGCCGAGAGAUGGGUGGCAUGAAAGCGGCGUACGAGGCCGAGCUGGCGGACGCCAGGAAGACUCUGGACUCGGUUGCCAAAGAGCGAGCCCGACUGCAGCUGGAGCUCAGCAAAGUGCGUGAGGACUACAAGGAGCUGAAGGCCAGGAACGGUAAAAAAGAGGCGGCUCUUGAAACGGCUUUGGCCAGGCUGAAAGAUCUGGAAGCUCUGCUGAACUCCAAGGAUGCUGCCCUCUCCACUGCUCUUGGAGAGAAAAGAUCCCUGGAGGUGGAAGUCAGAGAUCUGAAAGCCCAACUGGCCAAGCUGGAGGGAAGUCUAAAUGAUGCUAAGAAGCAACUACAGGAUGAAAUGCUGAGGCGUGUGGAUGCUGAGAACCGAAUCCAAACCUUGAAAGAGGAACUGGAAUUCCAGAAGAACAUUUAUAAAGAGGAGAUCCGUGAGUCUAAACGCAGGCAUGAGUCGCGUAUGGUGGAAAUCGACGGCGGCUCUCCACAGGAGUUUGAGAGUAAACUGGCCGAGGCUUUGACUGAACUCCGCAUCCAGCACGAAGAGCAGCUUCGUAUCUACAAAGAGGAGAUCGAGAAAACCUACAACGCUAAGCUUGAGAAUGCUCGCCAGUCCGCGGACAGGAACAGUCAUUUGGUGGGUGCCGCCCAUGAGGAACUGCAGCAAAGCCGUGUGAGGCUGGAGAGCAUGACCUCUCAGCUCACUCAACUGCAGAAACAGUUGGCCGCCCGUGAUGCGAAGAUCCGCGAGCUGGAGGAGGGUCUGUCCAGAGAGAGGGAGAUCUUGCGCCGUCGCCUGGAUGACAAGGAGAAAGAGAUGGCUGAAAUGAGACAACGCAUGCAGCAACAGCUGGACGAGUACCAGGAACUCCUGGACAUCAAACUUGCACUUGACAUGGAGAUCAGUGCCUACCGGAAGCUUCUGGAGGGCGAGGAGGAGAGGCUGCGUCUCUCUCCGAGUCCUCCUCCUACACGCAGUGUAACUGUGUCCCGCACCUCUGGUUCUGGUACUCACGCACGUGUGGUACAGAGCAGCACCACUCGCACCGCAUCCGGCAGUGCGAAGAAACGGCGACUGAACGAUAACGACAGCGAUGCCUCCAGCGUGGUCGGCGGAACCGUCACACGUACACGUGUCUCCCAGCAGGCCUCCGCCAGUGGCCGCGUGACUGUGGAUGAAGUGGACAUGGAGGGAAAAUACGUCCGCCUUAGUAACAAAUCUGACCAGGAUCAAAAUUUGGGACACUGGCAGGUGAAGAGGCAGAUUGGUUCUGGUAGUCCCAUUGUCUACAAGUUCCCACCCAAAUUUACCCUGAAGGCGGGCCAGACUGUCACAAUUUGGGCCGCAGGAGCUGGUGCAUCCCACAACCCCCCAUCUGACCUGGUGUGGAAGACCCAGAACUCGUGGGGCAGUGGAGAUCUGUUUCAGACCACUCUGAUCAGUGCCAGUGGAGAGGAAAUGGCUAUGAGGAAGGUGACACGUACCCUUUUCCAGGAUGAUGAAGAUGAUGAUAUGGCCGCCCACAGCACAUGCGGAGAAAGCGAGUAUAACCUGCGCAGUCGCACGGUGGUCUGCGGCUCAUGCGGACAGCCGUCGGAUAAAAACACCAGUUGCAUGACGACCAGCUCUGGAGUGUCGAGCGCGUCCCGCUCGUUCAGCAGCGGAGGAGGGCUGCCCGACAGCUUUGUGUCGCCCUCACACUUUAUUGUGGGCAACGACAAACCCAGACAGGCUGGGCCCAAACUAGAGAGCUGCUCUAUUAUGUAGACAGCUGUGGACAUCCCUCCAUUAACAAGGCAGGAAGAAUUUGUUCCUUGCUAAUUCCUUAUUGGAUUAUUGUUCUUCUUAAGACAUGCUAUUUUUUUGUACCUUUCUUAUUUUAUAUUUCAUAAUCUGCGGGGUAGAUUUUGGCUUUGGUAUGGCUUCAUAGUAACUUAUAUGCUGUAGCUGUAUAAUAUUUUCUCCAAUAUACUCUAAUAGAUUUGCAUGUUGGCAGUAGCUUCAGCAUACUGUACUCAGGUAGAGAGGCGAACGGCGCAUUUCACACUCGCUCCAUAAACUCUACACGGGAAUGCUGUCAUAAUGCAACACGCACAGUUAAAAAACCUUCUCCAUAUGUUUGUUGUAUCAAAACUCUAAUGAAACUCUUACCGCAGGCUGGUUAUCUGGUUCCACUUUAUUUAAUGACCAUCCCAGACUGAUGUGUAAAAGUUUGUUUUAUGGUAUUUUUGUGCUACCUCUUGCAGUUUUUAUGCACACCUGCUAAAGGGAAACAUACAUGACAACACCAAAGACGCACCGUUAUCAAUUAUGUACGCCAGUAUACAAUAGAGCCGAAUCUCAGUCAGAAUCAUGAGUUUUGUUAUGGUGAGACUUUAGGUUACAAAACUUUAUAUUUAGAUGGUCUGGAUGCAAAGUGCUAUAAAGUUGCACAUUUAAAUUGGUACUGUGGUUUUUUUAUUUUUAGGGGAAGUUGUUACAAACCCCUAUUGGACUGCAAAAUAUGCUGUCUUAAUAAGUAAUAAGAGGUUUCUGAAAGACUUGAACUAUAAAGCUGAAGUUGCCUGCAUUUUAAACAAAAGCUGAUUUUUGUUGUUGUAGGGUUAAAUUGCAGAGGAAAGAAAAUGAUGUUGAAAGGAACUGUCGCAAGUUUACGAGUGAUUCGUUUUUUGUUUGGGGCCCUAGAGGCAAAAUAAUUAAAUAUGCAAAAUUUCCACCGUCAUUCCCUGAUUUAAUGUUCCCUUAUUUUUUUUCGGUGGUAUUUGCUAUGUUUUAAGUUUUGUUAAACAUCAGAUACGCAUUUACACUAAGUCAUUUUUAUUUGUAGUAUAUCUAUGGGCUGCGUGUUGAUAUUCCCGUCACUCCUCUCUUACAGUAGAUAUUCCAGUUCCUCAUCUGGACAGCUGUAAUAAGAGUUAUUUUUACCAGCGCAUGUCAGAAACAGAGACAUAAAGGGGUUUUGCACUGAGAAGUAAGUUUAAAAGUGGUGCAGAAAUUGAAGAUUAAUUGGUUAUGAAAAGAUCAGUAAUGUAUUGAACAGAUAUUCAGUGAAGCUAUCGCAGCUCCCCAGACAGAGGACUGGAUAUUACUGGCACAUUACAGUAUAUAUAUUACUUUAUUGUAUUGCAUUGCAGAGCUUUGGAUAUUUAAAGGAAAAUUUGGGAUAGUAUCAUUCUAUUUUUUCUACAUAUACUUAGGACUUGCGGUUUUGUAUUUCUGCUUAAACAGCUAUUGGUAUUAUUAUAUUAUUGUAAUAAGGCAUGUCUUUGUUGUUUGUUAUAAGAAAUCUGUUUGUUGAAAUCUUUAAAUUUGACUAAAUAUCCUAUGAAAAGAAUUUGAAUGUUUAAUUAACACCAAUGUGUUAAUCAUUUUCUGUUACGUUUUCAUCAUGAAACAAAGAUUUAAAUUAUACAGUAUAAGAUCAUGACACCAAAAGAUGUUUUUGUUUUGUUUUUUAUUUUUUUUCCUGUAUUUUUAAAGUUUUUAUUUUGUUAUUGGCUAAAGUCAUGAAGGUUUUGUCAAAAAAAAAAAAGUUUGCUAAAGCCGACUGCAAGGCAUGACAUUUUUGUUGCUAGUGCUUUAUGUCUUUAAAUCUAAUUUACUUGUGUGAAGAUAUCAGAAUUGAUGUAAAACAUUAUUUCAAGAGCCUUGUUUCAAACUGUGCCUUAAAAUGAUUCAUUUAAAUAAAGCCAUUCUGACUUUUUAAACUGCUUCCUAA